AAUUUCUUUAACCUUUAAAAGUUAAUAUAUUUAAAGGUAAGCAGAUGAAUGAGAAUAUUUUUAUACAGGAACAAGUCCAGAGAUCGGAUUCAUAUGAUUCAUUUAAUAGCCGAGGGUUCUUUAAUUUAAGUUCUAACCAGAUAUUAAAAGAAGAUGGAUCUAGUAGUAUUUCAGAGAUUUUUGUAAAACAAAAAAGUUAUACAUUUUUCCCUUUGAAUGGGAUUAAAGAAGGAUCAUCAGCGUUAUUUUCUAUAUAUUCAUCACUUUUAGAAGAACCAGAAACUCCUAAAGUUUUUUAUAAAGAAAAAAAAGGCAAAAAAUCAUGUAAAUUAUCACAAAUUAUUAAAAGAUUUUUAAUGUUUCUUGUCAAAAUGACAUGUCUAUAUGUAUGGGGACAUGUUGUUUCUAUUUUAAUAUUUCAUAUUCAAACGAAAGAAAAUAAUACAACGCCAUAUAAAUUUGAAAUUAUUUCUCAUAUUCCGUAUUUUCGUAUUUUAUACGGUAUUGGGAUGGUAUUUUUUGGUCUUUUGACACCAGUUGUAGAGUUUUUAAUGUAUAAAUUUGGAUUUACAAAAACGUUAAAAAAAGCAUGCUAUAUAGAGAUUCCAAGGUCGAAAUAUAUAGAGAUCUUUGAGAUUAUACGUAUUUUUAGUACGUUUAUGGGUAUUGUUUGUGCAUUUGCUAAAUUAUCAUGGGCUUUGGAUGUUAAAGCAUCAUUAUUUUUAUUUUUUAUUGGUUUUUCUAUGUGGUUUAUUUUUGACCGUGCACAAACUGGAUUUUUUCUUUCAAGUAUAAUGUCUAUUUUAUUUACUAUAAUUAUAUCUUUUACUUCUGAUAUAUUUAAGAACGAGGAUUUGAUGGGAAAAGAAGUAUUUGGUAUUAGAUCAUGGAUAUUAGGAUUUUUUUUUUCAAGUUGUAUAGCUGCUGGCAAUAUUGGAAGAAGAUUAUUUAGAUCUAUCUGAAAAUUUAUAAUCAAAAACCACUAAAAUACCCGACCAAGACAAGG
Molecule: messenger RNA, 1006 nt
Organism: Pneumocystis carinii B80
Lineage: Eukaryota; Fungi; Ascomycota; Pneumocystomycetes; Pneumocystales; Pneumocystaceae
Exons: 4
Coding region: 45-962 (305 amino acids)
Biological process (GO): sterol biosynthetic process
Cellular component (GO): endoplasmic reticulum
Source: RefSeq, a predicted model, not a curated record